UCAAGGUUUAUUAAAAAAAAAAAGUAAAUUGAAUUGUUCAAUCAAAGUAUUUGCCGUUGCUUUCUAUAACUUUAAGCUACCUUUCAGGCAGCUGAUAAAUUCCAUCUCGGAAAAAUGUUACGUCUUUGGAUACCUCGUUCAAAUAAAAAUUUGAGGAUUGAAGGGAUAUGUUAAGGUUUGGAGUUCGAUGUAGUUGACUGGGGGUGGGUUGUCUAGGGGUUGGGGAUGGUCGUCUGUAGGGGAUAUGAAAAAAUUUAUGGGUACUGAUGGAUUCUCGAUGUCAAGAAUUUCAUCUAAAUUUGGGAAAAAACUCUUGAAAAUUGUAAAUAUUCCUUUCUAUUGUUUGGUUGGCGAUGAGCACCACGGUGAAUAAAUAUAAAAUUACCAUUGUCUUGUGUAGGCCUUUGUUGGGACACGUACAAGACAAUUUCAUUAAUUUUUACUUAUAGAAGAGAACGUUUACGCGGAUGAUUACGGAUUUACACUGGAUAUAAUCUAUUACUAAUUGCGUUCGCGAGACCGCGCCGCGCCUCGCUCCGAAACGUUGCGGGCCGGAUGUUGCCCACGGAUAACAAUUACCUAGACAGGAAUUUUCCUGCUGGAGGCGCAUUCCUUAAUAUGUUCGCCACUUUUUUAUUGAGCUGCUGUUCUUCGAUGUAUUCGUCUAUUUUCUGUAUGGUGAAAAUUUGAGGAUUUACCAUGAGAAACAGCAAAGGGCUUUUGCCAUUUUUCACUGAUAGCUUGCAAAUCUAUAUAAAUAAGAAUUGGCCAAAAUUGACUGCUUGAACUUUUAGAUAUUGGCAAACCAUCAAUAUUUAUGCAAAUAAGUAAUACUAUUUUAGUGCAAUCCAGGAAUAGUUUUUCUAUAAUAAAACUACUGUUAAGUAUUUUGCGUAGUCCAUUUUCUAUUCCCAGGUGACAGUAAAAACCAGGAUAGAUACUUAUAAUUUCAUAAGGACAUGAAGUAGGUGUUUGCAGAAGCGUUCGCGAAUCCUUUGGAAAUUGUGGAAAUGGUAUUCUUAGUAUAAUUAAUAAUUCAUUUAUAGCACACUUAAUAAGUGUCUAUAUUUCAAGAACCAUUGUUGAACCGCAUUUAUAAAAUCAUCUACUACUGCAGGAAAUGUGCCACAUCGUUCUUCAAACAACGACGAUUUAUCUUUAUACACAUCUUCAUCAAUAUUAUCAAUAUAUUGUAUUGGUUCAAAUAAAUUAUUGGUCAAAGAAUUAUCCUGAGAAACAUGAUGUGCAUUAUCAACGUUAUUAUCUGUUACAAUAUCGGCGGAAACAUUAUCUGAAUUUUUAUUUUGUAUUAAUUUUUUAAUAUGAUUAUUUGUUUGCAUUAUUUCCCGAUUAAUUUGUAAAAUUUAUAUUAAGUCUUUUUUUACUAUUCGCCGCAAAUGUCUUUUACUUGUAAAAUACUUCUUGAUUUUAGUCAUUAUUCUACUACACAAUUAUACACGCACAAUUAUACAAAAGUUUAUUGUUUACACACUCUUAAUACACACUUUAUCCAUAUAUUAUAAUAUUACGCCCGCGCCGAGAGACGAGUCGUCUGUUAUUAGACAGGUUAAGUCGCGAAGCGUUUCUUGACAACGGCUCGUUAAAUUGUGUAUCGUGUAUCGUGUAUCACACGUGUUUAUACAUGUUACACACGUGUUAUUUCCGUGUUCAUAUAAGCCCGACAUGUUAUCAGCGACAUUGAAAUGAUGAUUUCGACGUCGAAUGAAUUUUAUUAUUUGUCGCUGGAAAGUUGUGCCCUUACAUAAACACGACUAUAAAAAUAUCAAUUAAUUGAUACGUUUGGUGAAUUCUGCAGGUCACUGGCAUUAGUUGCAUUAUUCAUUUUUUUUCACUAGCUGAUAAUAUGAUACUCGACUAGCACCGCACGUACACAACAAGAAUCGCUUGAACUGGCUUGAACUGCGUGUAUUAGGUUAGAUCUACAAUAGGUAUAGUAAGCCUUAGGCCGGAUCUACAAUAAGUGUAGUAAGCCUUAAGCCAUAAGGAAUUAACCAAUUAUAUUCGAUUUUUCUUCUUAAGGUUGGUUUAUAAUAGCCGUAACCGUUAACUUAGGCCGGUGCCGUAGAGGCCGUUACCGUAAUCUGUAAAAGGGGCGUUUAUAAUAGUUCAGUCGGGGGCGUUUAUAAUAGUUACGGUCGCAGUCACACCGUAAAACGCAUAACCCUGUAAAAGUUAUAUUUUUUUAUAUAAAUAAAUUUAAAUUAAAAUAAUGGAUUUGUCGAACAUAAAAACAAUGGAUUUAUCUGAAAUUAUUGUGUGUGGAAUGUUUUUAUCAAUUCUGGGGCUGGCAUACACUGCAUAUGAAGACGCACCGUUGGUUAAAAAAAUAAGGAGAAAACGCCGUUGGAGUGUACGCCCAAUUAAUCAAAAAAGGAAGGACACAGGACAUUUUCAUAAUUUAUUUAAAGACAUGGCGACAGUAGAUAAUGAACAAUUUAUUAAAUAUACAAGAAUGUCGCAGACCAAUUUCUACAAAUUGUUAGGACUUAUACGACACAAAUUAAUAAAGUGGAGCAGACGUGAGCCUAUAAGUCCGGAACAUAGGCUAGUUAUUACAUUAUUCUAUUUGUCUCAAGGCUGCAGUAUGCAAGUAGUUGCAUGGUCCUUUUUGAUUGGAAAAACUACUGUAUCUGUAAUAGUCAAGGAAACUUGUGAAGUAAUAUGGAAUGUUCUUAGUUCCAUAUAUUGCAAACAACCAACAGUCGAAGAAUGGAAAAAGAAAGCGGACGAAUUUUACAGACAAUGGAAUCUCCCUAACUGUUGCGGUGCAAUCGAUGGGAAACAUAUAACAAUUCAGGCACCCAAAAAAUCAGGAACUGCUUUUUUUAAUUAUAAAAAAACAUUCAGCAUCGUCCUCAUGGCUGUUUGUGAUGCUGACUACAUAUUCACACUUGUAGACAUUGGAGCAUAUGGCUCGCAAAGUGAUGGUGGAGUAUUCUUGGAGUCAGUCUUCGGCCGAGGAUUGGAAUCCGCAUCGAGGUGGAGAAUCUUGCGAAAUAAUAUCAUUGGCGAAGUUGAUAAUAUAGAAAGGAUUACCGCUGCCACAAUAUGUUUACAUAAUUUUCUGCGCAUUUCUGAAAAAGAUGCCGAACAGCUAGUGUAUUGCCCUUCAAAUUUUUCUGACACUGCUCAAGGAAAUGGUCAUAUUACAGAAGGCUUAUUUCGAAAAGAACAAAUUGAUAAUAGUUUUCAAAGAAUAGGACGCAUGGGUGCGAAUAAUCCAUCAAGAUCAAUGAUUGCUCUACGUGACAGAAUGGCACAUUAUCUUUCGCAUGAAGGAGCAGUUCCUUGGCAGUGGGCACAUAUUUCAAGAGGAUCCAGACCGGAGUGACAUCGAUAAAGACGAGAGCACGAAACUAAUGAAUAAAAAUUAUACUUAGAUUAGCAAAUAAAAAUUGUACAAAACAA
Messenger RNA from Monomorium pharaonis (pharaoh ant), 3429 nucleotides. RefSeq names its product protein ALP1-like. The transcript is spliced from 3 exons. The coding region runs from base 2231 to 3352 and encodes 373 amino acids. NCBI's taxonomy places the organism in Eukaryota, Metazoa, Arthropoda, Insecta, Hymenoptera, Formicidae. The record is from RefSeq and is a predicted model, not a curated record.